Messenger RNA from Sparassis crispa, 291 nucleotides. RefSeq lists its product as hypothetical. NCBI's taxonomy places the organism in Eukaryota, Fungi, Basidiomycota, Agaricomycetes, Polyporales, Sparassidaceae. Bases 1 to 291 code for a protein of 96 amino acids. The transcript has a single exon. The record is from RefSeq and is a predicted model, not a curated record.
AUGCCCAAGGUCCUGCAUGCGCUGCGCCGGAUGCUCGCCGCCCCCCGUUUCCUCGCCCACGAGCCCGUGCGUGUGUACGCGGUCGCGCUGCGGUACGGGCUGGAGGACCUCGCGCGGGAGGCGGCGGCGCACGCGCUCAGGUUUCCUGUGGAUUGGCCGAACUACGAGGAGUUCAAGGAUGUGUCGGAGUAUGAUUAUCAUAUGCUCCUGAGUUUGCACCGGGAGCGCGCGCGCGGGGCGGUGGCGUGUCUUGCCCAUCCGAGCGUGCUUACCAGCCUGGGUACUUGCUAA